Molecule: messenger RNA, 1371 nt
Organism: Chondrus crispus (carragheen)
Lineage: Eukaryota; Rhodophyta; Florideophyceae; Gigartinales; Gigartinaceae
Product: Serine/threonine protein kinase Mitochondrial
Exons: 2
Coding region: 1-1371 (456 amino acids)
Biological process (GO): protein phosphorylation
Molecular function (GO): ATP binding; protein serine/threonine kinase activity
Source: RefSeq, a predicted model, not a curated record
AUGGGGGGUAGGAGAGAAUUGAAGGCAUGGCGGUUUGGCCUAGCCAGGGCAAAGAAGUGUGUUUUGCCUCGUAUCAGAAACGUUGAACUACACUCUGCAAUAGGGCGAGGCGGCGGCGGAAAAGUUUUCUUAGUCAGACUGAAGGGUGACCCCAACGACUAUGCCUUGAAGGCCAUUUCAAAGAAGCAAGCAUUCAAGUCACCUAAAUCAUUCCGUCAUGUCCUCGCAGAGAGGUCUCUGAUGGAAAGCAUUGGGCGGCAUCCUUUCUUACUUCCGCUCCAGUUUUGCUUUCAAACUGAUGAGAAUCUCUACAUCGGGACCCCCUUUUGCCCAGGAGGAGACCUUGCUUCAUAUCUGCGGUCGACAGUGUAUGGGCGGCUCCCCGAGUUGCAAGUCUGUCGAAUCGCGUCGGAAAUAAUCCUGGCGCUUGAGCAUCUGCACAAGAACGGCAUUGUCUACAGAGACUUGAAACCCGAAAACGUUUUUAUCGACAGCACCGGGCAUGUGAUGUUGGGCGACUAUGGCCUCGCCAAGAAUUACGAGCAAUGGAAGAAAGAAUGCGGGGACCAGAGAAGGACGGCUAGUGUGUGCGGUACGCGCAACUACCUCCCGCCCGAGAUGCUGUUCGGGCGCAUCUAUUCCUACGAAACAGACCUGUGGAGCCUCGGGAUCAUGCUGUUUCGCAUCCUGUGCGGCGCUUUUCCCUUCGAAGCGCCGCGCUCCAAGGAUUUGUUCUACAAAGUCAGAACACAGCAGCCGGUCAUCCCGUCCGGGCUGAGCCGACCGGCACGCAGGCUGCUGAACGGCCUUCUACAAAAGGACCCUCGCAACCGGCUGACGAUUCGGGAACUAAAACGGCAUAGCUUCUUCGCGUCAAUCAACUGGGACGCGGUGUACCAGCGGCGGACGCCACCCGCGGCGCCAGAUAUAACGAUCGGGAAGACAGCCGCCGACGCGUUGGGAAACUUCGAGCUAAGCAGGCUGAACAACGUGGCCGUAGACGAGCUGAUGCUGGGCGGGUACGGGGAUCUAGAGGAGAACUACAUCGGGGCGCCGUCGCACCGGCAGGAAGUGACGGACAUGAUUGUGGGGUUUGAGUACGGGCUGGUCGCGAAGCGGGUGAGCAAGGUGGACCCGCUGGAUGUGAAGCAGCUGGUGGGCGGGGUGAUGCGCGUGACGUCGAACGACAUCGAGGAGGACCGGGAGAUCUGGACGGCGGCGCCGGAGAUGUCGACGCCGCUGGGUUUCCUGGCCAAGGUGUUCUCCUUUGACGACACAUUCUCCAGACUGGCCUCCCACGAAGAGUCGGCGAGAUCGCCGCGCGGCGUGCAGAUGAGGGGCGCUCGGAUGCAAGAUAGCAACGGUAGGUGA